Messenger RNA from Mucor mucedo, 687 nucleotides. RefSeq lists its product as uncharacterized. The coding region runs from base 1 to 687 and encodes 228 amino acids. NCBI's taxonomy places the organism in Eukaryota, Fungi, Mucoromycota, Mucoromycetes, Mucorales, Mucoraceae. The record is from RefSeq and is a predicted model, not a curated record. The transcript has 5 exons.
AUGUUUGUAUUUCCCGCAAACAUAGUACAAGGCGCUGUAGAGUACAAUUUAAUUGAAAAAUUGCUUAUUGAUCACUUCAGAAAUUCAUUCAAACUCGAGUCUAUCUCGAUAAUAACUGAUAUGACGCUUAGAGUGGCUACAGAAUCUACGAAGAUCAUUACAACGUAUUUUGUUGCGAGAAUCAACUUUCUCUGGGAUGAAUAUAUUAUUUUUGGAGCAGAACCCGUUUGGACGCCUAAAAACUGUGUGGAUGGUCUAGGCUGUGGCGAGAUCAAGGUUAUUGUUGUCGAUGAAAGGCUGCAAGAAAAAGACAGAGCUCGUUUGGGAGAGCGGCUAAGAAACAGCUUCACAGUCGAAUCAAGAAAGCAAAAUCAAAAUAGUAUGGAAUUGUACCGUAGCUUAUUUUCAAAAGAAGAUGGAUGUGACUUUGUGUUGUUGAGUACAACCAUGCUUCCAACAUCAGGAUCAACUUAUACUGCACUUGAAGAGUCUAUGGAGAUUAUUUUUAGUUUUAAGGUAAAGUCAUUAUUAUUAUGGAUAUCAAACGGUCGUUUAAUUUGGACAUAUAACAGGAAGCAAUUGUCGACACUAUGUAAGACUCUUCAGAAUGUGAGUAACCUUACAUAUACCGCGAAUACUACGACUACUUCAAGACAACAGUAUUCUUUAUUUAAUUCCUCCAAGUAG